CAAUCCCCUCCCCUCCCUUCCCCUCCCCUCCUCCUCUCAUCUCUUCUUCACUUGUAACCAUAAAACAAACCCUAUAAAGCACUCAAAAAAAAAAUUGUAAAUCAGUUUUUAGUUUUAAAUUUAAUUCACCACAAACAUAAACCUCUAAUUCGCAUUUCUGGGUCUUCACAUUUUCAGCUUAAAAAGCAGUAAUGGCAGUCAGCUUCAAUCUAAUUGGUUCAUUCAAAGGCCUUUCUUUAUCUUCAAGCUCUUCAUCUUCCUUCUUCAAAGGAGAUGCUGGGUCUCUUAAAUUUGGUUUGAAAAGCUCUGCUUUGUUGCCGUUUAAGGCUCCGGUGAAGGCUCCAUUACCCUUGACGAUUCAAAUGGCUCACAAGAAGGGAGCUGGGAGUACCAAGAACGGCCGUGAUUCUAAAGGCAAACGGCUUGGUGUCAAGAUUUAUGGUGACCAAGCUGCUAAACCUGGCGCAAUUAUUGUAAGGCAGCGUGGUACCAAGUUUCAUCCAGGGAAGAAUGUGGGGAUUGGCAAGGAUCACACCAUCUUUUCUUUGAUUGAUGGAUUGGUGAAAUUUGAGAAGUUUGGGCCUGACAGAAAAAAGAUUAGUGUGUACCCAAGAGAAAUCCAGCCCGAGAAUCCCAACAGCUAUCGAGCAAGGAAGAGAGAGAACUUCAGGAUGCAGCGUGAACGCAAGAAGGCAAGAAAGGAAGGUAUCGUUGCUCAGCCACAGCUAGUAUUUGCCUCCAAUGUUGAUGCUGCAGAUAGCAACCCAGUUUGCUGAAUUUGAAAGUUACUGAUCUUUUUUAAUUGCUUUUGCUCUAUGUUGUAGCAAAUAGAUGCGCGCCACUACAACAAUUUUUUCCGUGUGCAUUGUGAUCCAAAAUGCUUGUUUUUAAUCUGUUAAUAUCUGGUUUAUCA
This is a messenger RNA of Populus nigra (black poplar), 913 nucleotides long. RefSeq names its product large ribosomal subunit protein bL27c. The coding region runs from base 192 to 776 and encodes 194 amino acids. The record is from RefSeq and is a predicted model, not a curated record. Gene Ontology annotation, biological process: translation. Gene Ontology annotation, cellular component: ribosome. Gene Ontology annotation, molecular function: structural constituent of ribosome. The transcript has 3 exons. Lineage: Eukaryota; Viridiplantae; Streptophyta; Magnoliopsida; Malpighiales; Salicaceae.